AUGGACGAAUUUGCGCUGUCUGGCCAGACGAUUGAUUUGGCUCACUGGCUGAAUUGCUAUGCGUUCGAUGUCAUCGGUAACAUCACAUAUUCCAGGAGGUUCGGCUUCCUUGACGAGGGCGAAGACAUUGGGGGCAUCAUGGCAGCCCUCAAGAAGAUCGGUCGCUAUGGGUCACUCGUCGGGAUCUACAACAAACUUCAUCCUUGGCUAUAUGCAUUGAAUGAAAAGAUACCAGGCUCCGGGGCGGCGGGACGUACUUAUCUCAUGACCUUCACAAGGGCCAGGAUAGCAGAGCGGAUGGAGGCUCGAAGGAAGACCUCGUAUAAAGCGCCUGUCGAGUCCAUGGAUGAAGAGUCCGAUGUUCCUCGAGAUUUCCUGGACAAGCUCGCUGAUCGUAACCAGCAAGAUCCCUCCAAGAUAACACCAUAUGACAUUUUUGCAACAGGUAUGUCCAACAUAAUUGCUGGCGCGGACACCACGGCUAUCUCAUUGGCUAGCACAAUGUACCACUUGAUUACGACGCCUCGCGUGCUUCUUAAGCUGAGAGAAGAGGUGGCUCAACAUCGCGGCGAAACAGGGCGUUUGUCCUUCAAGCAGACCCAAGACAUGCCGUAUCUGCAACUUGUGAUCAAAGAGGCACUUCGAAUGCAUCCUGCCGUCGGCCUACCACUCUGGCGCGUCGUUCCCGCCGGUGGCGCCGAAGUUGCUGGGCAAUUCUUCCCAGCCGGCACGAGAGUCGGUGUCAACAGCUGGGUGACGCAAUACGACGCAGAAGUCUAUGGGCCGGACGUGUACGAAUUCAAACCCGAACGCUGGGAGGAGAAAGACACCGAAAAGCUUCAACGAAUGGAAGCAAACUGGAUACCUUUCGGCCUCGGGUCACGCACAUGCCUUGGCCGACACAUCAGCUUCCUGGAGAUGUCGAAGCUCAUUCCGGGAGUUGUUGCCAACUUCAACUACACGAUGACCAUGCCAAAGGAGCAGUGGAAGGGCAACAAUUUUUGGUUUGUCAAACCAGAGAAGUUGUCGGUCCAAGUGAGCAAGAUCAAGUCGGUUUGA
Molecule: messenger RNA, 1059 nt
Organism: Cyphellophora attinorum
Lineage: Eukaryota; Fungi; Ascomycota; Eurotiomycetes; Chaetothyriales; Cyphellophoraceae
Product: Pisatin demethylase
Exons: 1
Coding region: 1-1059 (352 amino acids)
Molecular function (GO): heme binding; iron ion binding; oxidoreductase activity, acting on paired donors, with incorporation or reduction of molecular oxygen
Source: RefSeq, a predicted model, not a curated record